Molecule: messenger RNA, 1154 nt
Organism: Culex quinquefasciatus (southern house mosquito)
Lineage: Eukaryota; Metazoa; Arthropoda; Insecta; Diptera; Culicidae
Product: zinc finger protein 569
Exons: 3
Coding region: 115-1128 (337 amino acids)
Cellular component (GO): nucleus
Molecular function (GO): zinc ion binding
Source: RefSeq, a predicted model, not a curated record
UGAUUCUGACAAAAACUCAGUUUGUUUACAUCUGAGGGUUUCGCCCUAUUGAAAAGUUGUUACUGAAUUCAAAAUAUUAAAUAGAAUAUUUUCUUUAACUAAAAUCACAUUAAAAUGGAAACUACGUCGUGCCGUUUGUGCUUAGAGCCGUGUGAUUUCAAUGACCGAUUGAAUGAUCGCAACUUUCGAGAGAAAGCUCAGGACAUCCUUGUCCUUUAUCUUAAAGUUGAUAAUGACAAUGUUGCCAUAAUUUGCGAUUCCUGCCAGUCCCAGAUUGAGAGUUUCUACCAAUUCAAGCGGAAAUGCCGACGAAACGAAAAAAAUCGCCGGAAUCCAGGCGGGAAAGUCCUGAUCACGGGCUAUGCGGUGAAGGAAUUGGAUGUGGUUCCACCUAAGAAACCAAGACCGCACAAAGAGAAGGACCCCAACAAGCCUAAAAAGAGAUACUACAAGCGGCUCACGGACCGAGAGUGGGUUCCGUUCACGAAGGAACAGCUCGCGAUCAAACCGAAGGAGGAAUGGCGCAAAGAGCGCAAAACGCGGGUUUGCGAGCUUUGCGGAAAGGUGCUUCCUAAUCUCAUUGACCUGAAAACCCACAUGCACCAGCACAGAGGAGAGCGUCCGUUUGGCUGCGACGAGCCCGAUUGUGGGGCGUCGUUCUCCAGCAUUCAAGCGCUCAAGCAGCACAUCGUUCGGAUACACUCCAACGAACACCAUCCGUGCCCGGAAUGUGGCAAGUUAUUUACGAGUUUCAUAACGCUUCGCAGUCACCGACGAACUCAUCUGGAGAAGCCAUUUGCAUGCAAUUUUUGUGAUUUAAGAGUUCGUCUCAAAUGCCAGCUUAAGACGCACAUGCUGGUGCACACUCAACAGCGUGACCAUGUUUGCAAGUUCUGCGGAAAGGCUUUCUACGCGAGUACGGUUCUAACGUUGCAUCUGCGUUCGCACACAGGCGAACGACCCUAUGCCUGCCACGUGUGCGAAUUUAGCCAUGCGCACCGGAUUCUGUACGUGAAGCACAUGCAAAAGUUUCACCCGGGGGAGGAGAUUCGAACGCUGGCUGAAUUGCAACGGUUGGCGGCCAAAGCAACUGUCGAAAGUGGAGGACAAGAGAAGAAAGUCGAAUGAUGUGAUAAAAUACAAAAUAAGUUUAA